AUGUGGUUUUUUGGGGGUGCCAACGACACCGUGGCGACCGCCGUACACACGGCAGCUUCGUCGAUGAUCGAGUUCGCCAACGCCACCGUCGUGCCUCCCGUGAACGCCUCUACCGACGGCGAUCUUUCCGGGUUCCACUUGCUCAAGCUGUUGGCUCUGGCGGUCAACGACCAACUGAACUACAUGAACCGGUUGGGUUUCCAGUGGUCCCGAGUGCUGGGAGUAUCGCGCUACUGCUGUCUGAUCUACGGUGUCACCUGCUUGCUCAUGGCUCUCAUUCUCAACCGUACCUACGUCAUGGCGCUGACAAAUAACACCGUCAAUCAAGCAGCAGCAUUACAACAACGUCGGGCCCGCGAACACGCCGACGACGAUGUUCCUCCCGAUGUGCUUCGCCAGGCUCCCGCUUUUGCCUGGUUUCAGGGGCGCACUCUUGUCGAAUGGGGCUCUCGCCUUGUGGCAAUCACUACCCUUUUGGUCAAUACGUACCAUGUUCUUGUGGCUCUCAACUUGUUUGGCCACACUAAUCGUGACCGGCCCUAUUGGUGGCUUCCUGAUCGCUAUUUUGCUUACGAUAGUGACAAGUUCGCUAAUGUGUCUCUGAUGCGGACGCCUGAGGACCAAGUGAUGGUGGGACCCACCACCGACAUGUACUUCUCGGUGUUUUUGUCGUUUUGCUUGUCGCUGUUUGUGGAAACUAUGCUUCUGGUGCUUGCUGACAAAAAACCUUACACCGAACUGGGUAUCACCAUCUUUGAGCAUCUGUUUGCCUUCCAGGAGUUCAGCUCAAAUGGAGCAUUGAUAUUUGGCGGUUCUUCCGGCACACACUAUCGUCGUCCAACUGAGGAAGUGUUGGUACUGGCAUUGUUCUCUUUGGUGAACCACUUGAACAUUCACCUUGGCGGCUUGAUUAAUGGUAACAAGUACCGCUUGAUUCCUCUGUCAAUUGCCGGGCUCUCGUUCCUUGCCUAUUUCCUCCGUAAGCUUUUGUUGGGGCAGAUAUUACGGUUCCCCUUCAUCCUAAUGGUGACGUUCCUACCACAAAUCAUCAUUAUAUCACUCGUGACCGUUUGUGCAAUGAUCUUUGCGCUCGCGGUGUUGGCGAAUGGUGGUAAAAUUGACAACUUGAAUUAUGCACUGUUUCUUCUCGUCAAGGACGAAAAUGGCGAAAGCCCAGCUUUCGACAUUCAUUGGCAUGAUGACUUUUACACCGCUCUUUUGAAUUUGGGGAUGUUGGCCAUUUCUCUGGCCGGUAAACUGAGUUAUAUUACCGAAUUACUGUUGGUGAAUAUGGAUGACGCUACGUGGCUCGACCGUACGGUGUGGCAAAAUCUUCAAAUGUUUGCCAAUCGAUCGCUGGUACUUGCUGAUGACCCGAAAUUAAUCUCAAAGUCUCGUGGAUAUGCCAAUCUUGUGGCCGCGCCUACAAAGCGCAUGAUCAUGGCCGGGACUUCAAGUGAAGGGGGCAAUUCUCAUGACGAAAGUGAAGACAUAGCUGGCGUGCGCAGACAAAGCAUUCAGGGUCGGCGUUUUUACCUUGUGGGGCAAAUCAUAAGUCUGUUUUUUGACCUCGUUUCAAGUCUUGCCAAGCAGCGAGUUUCACGGAAGAAGCAUGUACCCAAAUUUCUUGAACUGGCUUUAAAAUCCCCUGACGAACCUCAAAGAAUAUUAGUCAACACUGACGAUCUUACUGUUGAGGAUAUCGAGGAACGGUACCACCUGCUUGUAUUUGGUGAUCAAUUGGCUGACAUCGAUACCUCGCCUGAUUAUCAUGAUGAAGAUGAUGAUGAAGACUACUCGGAGUCGGAUCAUGAAGAAGAUAUUAAUGGGGUAUUCUCCGAAGUAGUAUACCCGGACUCGUUCGAGGAAUUCUCUACGCCGGUGAUGCUGUCUCAUAUGCAGCAUGGCCGCAUUACUCGUUCAGCAUUUCAAUCUAUGACCUCGCUGGCUCGCUCGGUGGGUUCUCCUAACGACGAAACUGAACGCUUCAUACUGUUGCUCCUCGAACAACGCCUGCAACCCAAACCUCAAGACCACACCUCACUGCGCCUUGAUUGUGUCAUUUGCCAAGUAAAUCCACGAGAAAUAAUCACUUGGCCCUGUAAAUGCUUUGCCAUUUGCGAAGGGUGUCGGCUUGCUUUAGUGAGUAAGGGCAUGGAGGGUUGUGUUUGCUGCCGGCGUGAAGUGGGAGGCGUGAGCAAAGUGUUUAUACCAUGA
Diutina rugosa is the source of this 2217-nucleotide messenger RNA. RefSeq names its product putative ubiquitin-protein ligase. The record is from RefSeq and is a predicted model, not a curated record. The transcript has a single exon. Bases 1 to 2217 code for a protein of 738 amino acids. Gene Ontology annotation, biological process: protein ubiquitination; ubiquitin-dependent protein catabolic process. Gene Ontology annotation, molecular function: ubiquitin protein ligase activity. NCBI's taxonomy places the organism in Eukaryota, Fungi, Ascomycota, Pichiomycetes, Serinales, Debaryomycetaceae.